This is a messenger RNA of Effrenium voratum, 246 nucleotides long. NCBI's taxonomy places the organism in Eukaryota, Dinophyceae, Suessiales, Symbiodiniaceae. The record is from the annotation of a GenBank genome assembly.
AUGAGGAGGAGAUCCAUCCCCGCCUUCAGCGCGGUGGGUAUUUCUGAGGAAGGGGAUUCGCAGGUGGUCCAUCAGCUCAUCUCUCAACAGCUCCAGGAGGAUUCCGCUGCUCAGGUCAUGGAGCUGGCCCUCAUGCAGCGGGAGGAUCCCCGCUACUUGGCCCUGGAAGAGAUCCGCGCCGCCAGGCUGUCCAGUCCCCAGGCGAUGGCGGCGCAUGCGGUCCCCUUCAACUACGUUGCGCCAAAG